Molecule: messenger RNA, 746 nt
Organism: Ceratitis capitata (Mediterranean fruit fly)
Lineage: Eukaryota; Metazoa; Arthropoda; Insecta; Diptera; Tephritidae
Exons: 2
Coding region: 176-655 (159 amino acids)
Biological process (GO): vacuolar proton-transporting V-type ATPase complex assembly
Cellular component (GO): extrinsic component of endoplasmic reticulum membrane
Source: RefSeq, a predicted model, not a curated record
UCACAAUAACUACGUUGCAUUUGUUAUUGAAGGAACAGAAGUUAAUACUAGUCAUAUGAUUUGUUGACAUGCGUAUACUAAUGCAACUAAAAUAAAAUAUUGAACUGCUGAUAAUCCGAAAUAAAAUUUUUUAUUAGUGAUCAAAGAGAAUACAAAUAUUUCAAAGAAGAACAUAAUGCCAACAACAAAGGAGAAUAUUGGGAAUCUGCUCGACGCCUUAUAUUUAGAAAUGCUCGAUUUAAUAGAACAACAGACGGUGUGUCGAGUAAAUAUAGAAAGAUUAAUGAAUAAUGGGCAGUUAAUGCUGGCAAAAACUCGUUAUAUUCAGGGUUCGCAAACGAUCUGUUCAGCACAGUUACCCACUGAAAACAGUAACACAUUCAGUGCGCUCUGCGAAGUGGUACAGCAACAGAAUGACACGAAAAUAUCUAACGUCGAGUUCACAUCAAUACGUCAUACUGUUGAUAAAGAAAAGGAAUUCGUUGAACCAAUGCAAUGGUUUACUUCAUUACCACCUAGUAGUCUACGAUCAGCGUCUGAGCUCUUCAAAAAAUGUUUGGAUUUCGUCCUAGAAAGUGCCAAUAUACAACGAGAACUUAUUGCUGUUAUGAAACAUAUCGAAACACUAAAGCGCCAUAAAGAAAUAACCAUUUAAUUUUCAUAUUUUAAGACGGUAAAAAUGUAAUAAUUACAUUAUUUUUUCUCUUGCAAAGGUGAACGUAUAGAUAAAUUUAGAGUGCAACAUA